Myodes glareolus (Bank vole) is the source of this 3571-nucleotide messenger RNA. The record is from RefSeq and is a predicted model, not a curated record. NCBI's taxonomy places the organism in Eukaryota, Metazoa, Chordata, Mammalia, Rodentia, Cricetidae.
CUCCAUGUAAAUAGGAUGUACUAUGGUCAUCAUAAUUUACAGCUAGAAGUGAAAAUCUCUAUGACAGGUGAUUUGGCUUCUGCACAGUUAGGAGGAGCACCAAACCGAUGGGAGGUUUUGUCAGCCACACCUACAACUAUAAAAGAUGAAGCUGGUAAUCUAGUACAGAUUCCAGGUGCUGCUACUUCAAGUGGGCAGUAUGUCCUUCCCCUUCAGAAUUUACAGAAUCAACAAAUAUUUUCAGUUGCACCAGGAUCAGAUUCAUCAAAUGGUACAGUGUCCAAUGUUCAGUAUCAAGUAAUACCACAGAUUCAGUCAACAGAUGCCCAGCAGGUUCAGAUUGGCUUCACAGGCUCCUCAGAUAAUGGGGGUAUAAAUCAAGAAAGCAGUCAAAUUCAGAUCAUUCCUGGCUCUAAUCAAACCUUACUUGCCUCUGGAACACCUCCUGCUAAUAUUCAGAAUCUCAUACCACAGACUGGUCAAGUCCAGGUUCAGGGAGUUGCAAUUGGUGGUUCAUCAUUUCCUGGCCAAACUCAAGUAGUUGCUAAUGUGCCUCUUGGUCUGCCAGGAAAUAUUACCUUUGUACCAAUCAAUAGUGUUGAUCUAGAUUCUUUGGGACUCUCGGGAAGUUCUCAGACAAUGACUGCAGGCAUUAAUGCCGAUGGACAUUUGAUAAACACAGGACAAGCUAUGGAUAGUUCAGACAAUUCAGAAAGGACUGGUGAGCGGGUUUCUCCUGAUGUUAAUGAAACUAAUACUGAUACAGAUUUAUUUGUGCCAACAUCCUCUUCGUCACAGUUACCUGUUACGAUAGAUAGUACAGGUAUAUUACAACAAAACACAAAUAGCUUGACUACUUCUAGUGGGCAAGUCCAUUCUUCAGAUCUUCAGGGAAAUUAUAUCCAGUCGCCUGUUUCUGAAGAGACACAGGCUCAGAAUAUUCAGGUUUCUACAGCACAGCCUGUUGUACAACAUCUACAACUUCAAGAUUCUCAGCAACCAACCAGUCAAGCCCAAAUUGUGCAAGGUAUUACACCACAGACAAUCCAUGGUGUGCAAGCCAGUGGUCAAAAUAUAUCACAACAGGCUUUACAAAACCUUCAGUUGCAGCUGAAUCCUGGAACCUUUUUAAUUCAGGCACAGACAGUGACCCCUUCUGGACAGAUAACCUGGCAAACCUUUCAAGUACAAGGGGUACAGAACUUGCAGAAUUUGCAAAUACAGAAUACUGCUGCCCAGCAAAUAACUUUGACGCCUGUUCAGACACUCACGCUUGGUCAAGUCGCAGCAGGUGGAGCGUUGACUUCAACUCCAGUUAGUCUAAGCACUGGUCAGUUGCCAAAUCUACAGACAGUUACAGUAAAUUCUAUAGAUUCUACUGGUAUACAGCUACAUCCAGGAGAGAAUGCUGACAGUCCUGCAGAUAUUAGGAUCAAGGAAGAAGAACCUGACCCUGAAGAGUGGCAGCUCAGUGGUGACUCUACAUUGAAUACCAAUGACCUAACACACUUACGAGUACAAGUGGUAGAUGAAGAAGGGGACCAACAACAUCAAGAAGGAAAAAGACUUCGGAGGGUAGCUUGCACCUGUCCCAACUGUAAAGAAGGCGGUGGGAGAGGUACCAACCUUGGGAAGAAGAAGCAACACAUUUGUCAUAUACCAGGAUGUGGUAAAGUCUAUGGGAAAACCUCACAUUUGAGAGCGCAUCUACGUUGGCAUUCUGGAGAGCGUCCUUUUAUUUGUAACUGGAUGUUCUGUGGCAAAAGAUUUACACGAAGUGAUGAAUUACAAAGGCACAGAAGAACACACACAGGUGAAAAGAAGUUUGUUUGUCCAGAAUGUUCAAAACGUUUUAUGAGAAGUGACCACCUUGCCAAACAUAUUAAAACACAUCAAAAUAAAAAAGUUAUUCAUUCUAGCAGUACAGUGCUAGCAUCUGUGGAAGCUGGAAGAGAUGAUGCCUUGAUUACUGCAGGAGGAACAACACUUAUCCUUGCAAAUAUUCAACAGGGGUCUGUUUCAGGGAUAGGAACUGUCAACACUUCUGCCACCAGCAAUCAGGACAUCCUUACCAACACUGAAAUACCUUUGCAGCUUGUCACAGUUUCUGGAAAUGAGACAAUGGAGUAAAUAUUACACAAAUACUUAUUCAUUGUGGUUAUUUUUAUACAGUAGUGAGAAGAAUAUUGUUCCUAAGUUCUUAGAUAUCUUUUUAUUGAUGUGCAAAAAUUUUUGGAUUGACAGUAACUUGGUUAUACAUGACACUGAAAUGCCUUACUUUGUAUGAUAUUCCAUAGUAUAUUAAAAUGGUAAAAUUGCAUGGGUUUUGUAGGUACUUUUGGAAUCUAGAAGAAAUGAAAUUUUACCAAGUUAUAUAAAGAGAAAAUUGAAUUUAACAAUGCGAAUGGUAGUCUAACCAAAUGCAUCAAUCCUGUGUGGUUUAGUGUAAAAAUGAGAAACUGUUGGUAUUUAUCUAUUGUAAGAUAAAAAAAAAGUUGGUGGGUGAAAGAAAUCAUGUUAUGAUAAAUUUUUGUAAUUUUCUUGAUGACUGGAAUUUUUAUUAUGCAUAACUGACAAAUCAAGUUUCCAAGCAAAUGUUACAUAGUGUAGGCUUUACUUAGCUUAUAUCAAUUUGUCAUUUUGAAGCUAAUUAUUUUAAUUAGGUUAACUGUACAAUAUUUUAAGCAUUACUCUUGUAAGAUUUUGAAAACUACAUUUUAACAUGGACCUUUAGGGAUAGUCACCUUUUAAAUCCUGUUGAAAAGCCAUGUUUAAGAUUUAAUUUGCCAAAAUAAUGUCUUGUUAAUAUUCUUUCAAUAAUGAAGUUGGGCAAUAUAACCGAUGUUUUUAAAAAGUUUAAAAUGUGUAGGUUGAGGCAUUUGGGUGGUAAGAAAAUGUUCUAGUGAAUUACCCCUUUUCCUGAAGUUUGGAGGACCAAAAAAAGAACAAAAAACAAAAACAAUAAUAAUAAGGUGUAUUGCGUCUUAGCAGUGAUUAAUUGUUUUCUUUCUUUCUUUUUAAAUCCAAUCUUGUUUCCAAAAAACAUGUCUGCCAGGGCCUUAAAAGCCAUUGUGUAAAUUACCAAUAAAGUAUAACAUAUGCAAACGUAACACAAUCACUUCCACAGUGACGAUACUCCAACCAUAUGGACAAUAGUCAUAGAAACUAGAAGCUUUAUGAUAUUUUUUUAAUUUUUUUUGUCUAGAUAGUCUGCACUUAAAUAUCAACCAUUUUCCUUUUUUUGCUUCUUUCCUUAAAAUUUAUAUGUAUCCAAUACAUUUAAUUGAGAAAUGUAUGUUUUUUAUUAUGCUGUAUUUUCUUUUUAUUUUUUAAUUAUUGUUUAUAUUUUCAAUUAAAAAUGUACAAAAUAAAAUUACAUUGCUGGUCUUGUAAGAGCGCUACAAUUUUCCUAAAUGUACCUAUAGCUGCAGCAGUUCACCUAUUUCAAGAAGUUGGAUUCUGUUCAUUUGUUAUCUUAAGACCACCUCAGACUGAAAGGCUACCUUAUUGUACGUUUAAAGUGUAUUAUAACAGUGUGGUAGUUAAUAAAACACUAUUUUUUUUCUUUUGA